AUGACAGAACCGGGUCAAGAAAACCAGCCUUUCACAAAGGUAGCUUAGAGCAUUAAUAUUCCUGAUAGUUUGGAAACACAAAUCUCAAAGAAUGUCUCAAAAAUGGAGCUUCCUGAGUUACAAAAUUUGAAAAUUGAGUUUAUUAUGGCAAUCAAUAACUUGUACAAGAAACACCAAUUGAAUUUCUAAUUUUAAAAUUUUUAGAGUAUGAAAAUAGAAUAACUCUCUACUAUUAUCAAUCGCAUUAUGAUAUUGCUUAUUACUUUAGUAGCAGCUUUUGAAGUCAUUUAAUAACUAUCAUUUUUCUUGACUAGUCUUCCCCUUUAUGACUCUUAAAAUGUCCAUAUGGCCAGGUUGAUAGCUACUUGCGUAUAAAGUUUAUUUUGUAUUUACUUAUUGCUAAGAUUGGGUUUUAUGAAUGAUUCUAAUCAUAUUAUUGUUAAGACAUUCUUGUGUUUGCUUGUCGUUGCUAUGUUAACAGGUGUAUCUGUAUUUAAUAAUUUGAAUUAUAUUUAUACUAUCAUAGAUAGCACAUAUGAUGUAAUUACUUACUACACAAUUGGAGGCUAAGGAUUGCUUUUCUUAAUUUCUCUCUACUUUUUCUUGAGAUUAUUUGUUACGAAAGCAAUAAAAAUAACAAAUGUUGAUGGUGAGAAUGUAUGCUAUGAUUUUUUUACAAAAUCAAAAAUAAUCACAACUUAUCAUAAAAUAUAAAAAGCUAAUAUUUGA
This is a messenger RNA of Tetrahymena thermophila SB210, 729 nucleotides long. RefSeq names its product transmembrane protein, putative. Lineage: Eukaryota; Ciliophora; Oligohymenophorea; Hymenostomatida; Tetrahymenidae. The transcript has a single exon. The record is from RefSeq and is a predicted model, not a curated record.